Cyprinodon tularosa is the source of this 1394-nucleotide messenger RNA. It is a transcript of the gene asf1bb, whose product is annotated as anti-silencing function 1Bb histone chaperone. Gene Ontology annotation, biological process: DNA replication-dependent chromatin assembly. The record is from RefSeq and is a predicted model, not a curated record. Gene Ontology annotation, molecular function: histone binding. Gene Ontology annotation, cellular component: nucleus. The coding region runs from base 198 to 797 and encodes 199 amino acids. The transcript has 4 exons. Lineage: Eukaryota; Metazoa; Chordata; Actinopteri; Cyprinodontiformes; Cyprinodontidae.
GAAGAAGAGUGACGCACUUCCUCUUAACAAGUAGCCGAUGGGUAGUGUGGGUGUUCUCUCUUAGAAUAAAGGGCUCCAACUCUAACUUCUUAACUCGACAACUGACUUUAAAACAAACAGCUCAGUAUUCAGUAAUAGUUCAGGCCUGCUUACAGCUAAAUUAGCUAUUAGGUUAACGCGUAACUUAGUUUUCUGUCAUGGCAAAGGUACAAGUCUUAAAUGUUGCUGUUCUGGACAACCCGAGCCCGUUUGGAAACCCGUUUCAGUUUGAAAUAACGUUUGAAUGCAUGGAGGAUUUACCCGAAGAUCUGGAGUGGAAGAUCAUCUAUGUGGGGUCUGCUGAGAGUGAAGAAUACGAUCAGGUUCUGGAUUCUGUUCUAGUUGGUCCUGUACCAGCCGGCAGACACAUGUUUGUGUUUCAGGCCGACGCUCCUAAUACAGGUCUGAUUCCAGAGACUGAUGCUGUGGGAGUGACUGUGGUCCUCAUAACCUGUACCUACAGAGGACAAGAGUUCAUACGCAUCGGUUAUUAUGUCAACAAUGAAUACACAGACCCAGAACUACGGGAAAACCCUCCAUUAAAACCAGACUACUCCCAGCUUCUGAGGAAUAUUUUGGCGUCCAACCCCCGUGUCACCCGCUUCCACAUCAACUGGGAAGGCUUGGCCGACAAGAUGGAAGACAGCGAAAACGUGGACCCGUCACCGAACACGGGCGGCAUGCUCCCCCCAUCCUGCGCACCAGGAAAGAUGCCAGCUCUUGGACAGAUGCCAGACAACUCAAUGGAUUGCAUGUAGGCGUCAUGAGACUCAUGAGGAUGGACAAGGAGCUCUUCUCACCUUAACAUUCGUACACAUCGUAGUACUUCAUAAUAUCGUCAGAGAUGUCCCCUAUGUGGACAUUUGAAGGACAUGAUGAGAUGGGACAUUUUCUCUCUUCUGUGUAGCCCAUUUAAUGGGAUGGGUGUUGCCAGCAUAGCUUCCUGUCUUGUCUGCUUUUCUCUUCCCUUCUAACACUCAGAUCUGCACAACCAGAAAUGCAUUUUAUUUAUUAUCACACCUAACAUUCUCUCUUUUUUUUUUCCUUUUUAAUCCAGCUACAUUUUUGGAGCAUUUUGAGCAAAGAUUAGAGCCUCAGGACACUGAUCUCUGCAUUGGUACUCCUGUACCACAAUAAUCUCAUUGUUCAGAAACGUCUCAUCUGGUGCUCUUUUGUGGUAUCAAGGAACCUACUGCUUCCUGGGAUGAAAUAUGAAUUUUUAUCCUAAGAGGUAAUUUUGUGCUCACAAUAAUAAACCCACCUCUUUAAGCUUUCCCAAAAUGAUGCACCAUUUGUUGUGUUGGGGGGAAAAUAUAGCAGGACUUGAUGUUUAAAACAGAUGCUGUCAAGUUCUG